CCCCCGAACGCAACAUGUCUCCCUUGGAAGACGCUUCGGCCGCGUCGCUCUCGUCCGGCGCCACGCCGUUGCUGGCGUGCGUGACUGCGCUUUUCCUCGCGGCUUUCGCCUCCCGACGCUUGGCCUCGGCGCGGCGCGGCGGGAAGGAGCCCCCGGGGCCCCGGCCCCUGCCGCUGCUCGGGAACCUGCUGCAGCUGGACCUCACCUGGCUCGACAGAACCUUGUGUCAGCUUGCCAAACGCCACGGUUCUGUUUUCACCAUCUAUUUGGGCACCAGAAAAGUGGUGGUCCUGGCCGGGUACAAGGCUCUCAAAGAGGCUCUGGUCGGCCACGCCGUAGAAUUCGGGGAGCGCUUCAUCACCCCCAUUUUUCAAGAUUCCAAUCACGGUCAUGGCAUCCUGUUUGCCAAUGGGGAUUCGUGGAAAGAACUGAGACGUUUCGCCCUCAGCACUCUGCGAGAUUUCGGCAUGGGCAAAAGACUCGCAGAGGAGAAAAUCUUAGAGGAGUGCCGCCACCUCAUUCCCAUUAUUGAGAGUCAUAAAGGGCAACCGUUCGAUACGACUUCGCCGCUGAGUCACGCAACGUCCAACAUCAUUUGCAACAUCGUGUACGGGAACAGAUUCGAAUACAGCGAUCGUCGCUUCGUCACGAUGGUGAAACGAACCAACGAGAACGUUCGUUUGAGCGGUUCAUUCCAGAUACAGCUUUACAACAUGUUCCCCCGGUUGCUGAGUUGGGUCAAACACCGGCGGAUGGUCCUCGGCAACCGUGACGACAGCAUGAAGGACAUCCAGGAGCUUCUGCGCCAGCGAAAGGAGAAGCUCAACCCCGAGAUGUGCACGGGGCUGGUCGACUGCUUCUUCGUCCGCAAGCAAAAGGAAGAGGGGGCCGUGUUGCCCUCCCUUUUGGGGCUUCUGGCAGGCUUUCUGGCCGUCCGCCGUCUCUUCAGCACUUUGAGCUCCAAAGGCGAGACUAAGGUGGAUCCUCCGGGGCCCAGGGGGCUCCCCCUGCUUGGUAACCUGCUUCAGGUGGAUCUCAAGAGACUGGACGAGUCUCUUUUCGAUCUGUCUAAAACGUACGGACCGGUUUUCACGGUCCACUUUGGACCCAAGAAGAUGGUGGUCCUGGCCGGAAGCAAGACGGUCAGACAGGCUCUGGUCAACUACGCCGACGAGUUUGGAGAGCGGGACAUCAAUCCGCUAUUCUACGAUUUCACCAAAGGACACGGUAUCGUCUUUGCCAACGGGGAUUCGUGGAAAGAAAUGAGACGUUUCACCUUGUCGACGCUGAGAGAUUUCGGGAUGGGAAAGAAGCUCAGUGAGGAGAAAAUCGUCGAGGAGUGCCACGUCCUCAUCCGGGAAUUUGAGCAACACCGCGGAGAAGCCUUUGACAACACGUCACUCAUCACCUACGCGGCUUCCAACAUCAUCUCGGCCAUCAUGUUCGGAAAGAGGUUCGAAUACACCGACGAGGUUUUCCGGGACAUGGUCGCGAAAGACUGCGAGCUCAUCCAUCUGUCCGGAUCGCCUUCUAUCACGCUGUAUAAUUUCUUCCCCUGGCUGGGCCCCUUCCUGAAAAACUGGAGGGAUGUGAUGAAGAACUUAGCAAGCACCAGGCAGCAUUUGCAGAGCAUAAUUUCCGAACUGCAGGCCACGCUCAGCGCCGACGUUUGCCGGGGCUUCGUCGACGUUUUCUGCACGCGGAUGCGAAAUCUGGAGCACCGAGCCCAGGAUGUGCACUUCCAUGACGACAACCUGCUGUACAGCGUCUUCAAUUUGUUCGGGGCCGGCACCGACACCACGGCCAACACGCUUCGCUGGAGUCUGCUUUUCAUGGCCAAGUACCCUCAGAUUCAAGAUCGAGUCCAGGAGGAGCUGAGCAGGGUGGUCGGCGUCCGGCAGGUCCGAGCGGAGGACCGCAAGAGGCUGCCUUACGUCAACGCCGUCAUCCACGAGACGCAGAGGCUGGCCAACAUCGUCCCCAUGGCCGUCACGCACCAAACCAGCAGAGACGUCACCUUCCGGGGCUACUUCAUCCGAAAGGGGACCGUCGUGCUCCCUCUGCUGACUUCCGUCCUCCACGACCAGAGCGAGUGGGCGACGCCAAACGCCUUCAACCCUUCCCACUUCCUGGAUGAGGAGGGCAACUUCGUCAAAAGGGAGGCCUUCUUGCCCUUCUCCGCAGGCCGCAGGGCUUGCCUGGGCGAGAGCCUGGCCAAGGUGGAGCUCUUCCUCUUCUUCACGUCCCUCCUCCAGCGCUUCCGCUUCGUUCCGCCGCCCGGGAUUUCCGAGGACGAGCUGGAUUUGACGCCGGUGGUGGGCUUCACCCUCCGUCCCAAGCCUCACCGGCUGUGCGCGGUCAGUCGCCAGUGAAGAGAAGCUUCUAAGCGAAAACCAAAGUGAAGUUUGGCACUUUUUAACUAAAUAUGAUUCAAUUAAAUGUGAUGCAAUUCACCCGCAGUCGUGUAUUUUUUUCAUCCUCUGCGAAAAACAACUAAUAUUGCUGCAUCUUACAUCUUACAAUCAGUUGUGAAAUCUUUUUUUUUUGUAUCCAUUUGAUACUGCCCCCUGGUGGUAAAUUGUGGGUUAUCAUCCAUGUCGUAAUAAUAUAAUAAUAACAAUAAUAUAAUAAUAUCUCUUGGAUUUUCCAAUGAACCCCCCAGGCAUGGUUUUGGAACGUGAAAGGCAAAAGUAGCCGCAGAAAACCGACAGAA
Syngnathoides biaculeatus (alligator pipefish) is the source of this 2713-nucleotide messenger RNA. RefSeq names its product cytochrome P450 2K1-like. The coding region runs from base 15 to 2372 and encodes 785 amino acids. Gene Ontology annotation, biological process: xenobiotic metabolic process. Gene Ontology annotation, cellular component: cytoplasm; intracellular membrane-bounded organelle. The transcript has 14 exons. Lineage: Eukaryota; Metazoa; Chordata; Actinopteri; Syngnathiformes; Syngnathidae. The record is from RefSeq and is a predicted model, not a curated record. Gene Ontology annotation, molecular function: heme binding; oxidoreductase activity, acting on paired donors, with incorporation or reduction of molecular oxygen, reduced flavin or flavoprotein as one donor, and incorporation of one atom of oxygen; iron ion binding.